Messenger RNA from Sapajus apella (tufted capuchin), 1352 nucleotides. Its product is annotated as N-acetyllactosaminide beta-1,6-N-acetylglucosaminyl-transferase-like. Gene Ontology annotation, molecular function: acetylglucosaminyltransferase activity. The record is from RefSeq and is a predicted model, not a curated record. The transcript has 2 exons. Lineage: Eukaryota; Metazoa; Chordata; Mammalia; Primates; Cebidae. The coding region runs from base 308 to 1297 and encodes 329 amino acids. Gene Ontology annotation, biological process: transforming growth factor beta receptor signaling pathway. Gene Ontology annotation, cellular component: membrane.
UUUGGCAAAACAGCUAGCAGAUGCAGACGGGGAGGCAGAGGGAGGAGAGAAAGCUGGGCUUCAGCAACCUGCCACGGAAAUUUAAACAAAGGAGGUUUGAGAGAGGCGGAUCCGGCUGAAAUAUCGGCACGGGGACACAGAGACCGCUGCUGGACUCUCGGGAUGAAACGGAAUCGAUUCCCAGCGUCUCCAUUGGGGCAGGAGUGUCUGGAGUAUGUUCCAAAAUAAGAACUCAGAGAAACGAGUGAGUUUGGAAAAAAGACUUACAGAUUUUGACGGUCUCUGACAUUUCACCCUUCUUUGAGGCAUGCCUUUAUCAAUGCGUUACCUCUUUGUAAUUUCUGUCUCUAGUGUAAUUAUUUUCAUCGUCUUCUCUGUGUUCAAUUUUGGGGGCGAUCAAAGCUUCCAGAGGCUAAAUAUCUCAGACUCUUUGAUGCUGACUCGAGUUUGCACAUCUUUUAUCAAUGGGAAAACACCUUUCCUGUGGAAAAACAAACUAAUGAUCCAUGAGAAGUCUUCUUGCAAGGAAUACUUGACCCAGAGCCACUACAUCACAACCCCUUUAUCUAAGGAAGAAGCUGAAUUUCCCUUGGCGUACAUAAUGGUCAUCCAUCAUCACUUCGACACCUUUGCAAGGCUCUUCAGGGCUAUUUACAUGCCCCAAAAUAUCUACUGUGUCCAUGUGGAUGAAAAAGCAACAACUGAAUUUAAAGAAGCAGUAGAGCAACUAUUGAGCUGCUUCCCGAAUGCUUUUCUGGCUUCCAAGAUGGAACCAGUUGUCUAUGGUGGGAUCUCCAGGCUCCAGGCUGACCUGAACUGCAUCAAAGAUCUUUCUGCCUUGGAGGUCUCCUGGAAGUACGUUAUCAACACCUGUGGGCAAGACUUCCCCCUGAAAACCAACAAGGAAAUAGUUCAGUAUCUGAAAGGAUUUAAAGGGAAAAAUAUCACCCCAGGAGUGCUGCCCCCGGCUCAUGCAAUUGGACGGACUAAAUACGUCCACCAAGAGCACCUGGGCAAAGAGCUUUCCUAUGUGAUAAGAACCACAGCAUUGAAACCACCUCCCCCCCAUAACCUCACGAUUUACUUUGGCUCUGCCUAUGUGGCUCUAUCCAGAGAGUUUGCCUAUUUUGUUCUGCAUGACCCACGGGCUGUUGAUUUGCUCCAGUGGUCCAAGGACACUUUCAGUCCUGAUGAGCAUUUCUGGGUGACACUCAAUAGGAUUCCAGAACGUAAUUUGCCAAGAUCUACCACUUGUAUUUCAUAUGUAAAUGAAGAGGCUUCCCGGAGGCUGGGCUGAGCUGGGCUGGGCUGAGCUGAGUCUCUGCAAACAGCAGGGAUUCAGCCCUGGGGAA